This is a messenger RNA of Magallana angulata, 991 nucleotides long. RefSeq names its product protein N-lysine methyltransferase METTL21A-like. Lineage: Eukaryota; Metazoa; Mollusca; Bivalvia; Ostreida; Ostreidae. The coding region runs from base 60 to 863 and encodes 267 amino acids. Gene Ontology annotation, molecular function: protein-lysine N-methyltransferase activity. Gene Ontology annotation, cellular component: cytoplasm; cytosol. The transcript is spliced from 3 exons. The record is from RefSeq and is a predicted model, not a curated record. Gene Ontology annotation, biological process: peptidyl-lysine methylation.
UUUUAGAGUGCCCCUUCUAUUUCCGGUAUAAACAAAAAAUAAAAAUCACGUUUUCGUUCAUGUUACUGUUCACUAAUAUUCAGAUUAUUCUACUUUAUAGUUUCGUGUUGAUAUGGUUCAUACCGAAAUAUCAUAGUUGUGAAUCUACAGAAGACACACAUCACUGUGUCAAACCAAAAAUUGGUGCAGAAGGUUGUGAGGGGCCAGAUAUGCAAGGUCCCACAAUGGCUCUGGUGCCAUAUAACAAAAACAACGAUGUGCUAUCUAUAUUUAAUCAGCCCGAGAGGGAAUUCAAUUUUGCUGGCCAAAAACUUAAAAUAUCACAAGACUGGAAUAAGCUGGGAGUCGCAGCAGUCGUUUGGGACGCUGCCAUUGUUCUCUGUGAAUACUUAGAAGCUGGAAACGUAGACCUUGAUAAGAAGAACGUCAUUGAACUGGGAGCGGGUUCUGGAAUCGUUGGAAUUGUUUCAACAUUGCUUGGGGCCCAUACAACUAUAACUGACCUGGAGAAAGCAAUUCCAUAUUUGACAGAGGUUGUGAACACCAAUUUACCAAAACGUUUUGAGGGACAGUUCACAGUGCAAGCCCUAGACUGGAGAGAGAAUUUGGAAUCUCGUACAAAAACUUAUGAUGUGAUCCUUGGGGCUGAUAUCAUAUACAUUGAGGAGACAUUUCCAGAUUUAUUGAAGACUAUUGAACACUUGAGUGAUGAAAACACUUUGGUUUACAUCUCUUGUAGAAUACGAUACACAAGAGAUUCAAACUUCCUACAAAUGUUGUCAGAAGUUUUUGACUUGAAAAAAGUUCAUGUAGACCGUUCAAGAGAUAUUACUAUUUACAAGGGGAAAAAGAAGACAAAGUAAUCUUAUUUAGGUUUUACAAUUACAGAAUGAAACAUUAAAUGCAAAUAAUAUUCAAUAAAAUGAUAUACAGUUGUAUAUAUAUUUUGUAUAUUUUUAGAGAUCUAUAUAAACUUGUUUUCAAUUUGUGU